Molecule: messenger RNA, 2705 nt
Organism: Carica papaya (papaya)
Lineage: Eukaryota; Viridiplantae; Streptophyta; Magnoliopsida; Brassicales; Caricaceae
Gene: TPX2
Product: targeting protein for XKLP2
Biological process (GO): activation of protein kinase activity; regulation of mitotic spindle organization; mitotic spindle assembly
Cellular component (GO): spindle; nuclear microtubule
Molecular function (GO): protein kinase activator activity; microtubule binding
Source: RefSeq, a predicted model, not a curated record
CUCUGCAUAUUCCGACUCUAGAUUAUAAGAUAUCUUCGACUACUCUUCUCUUCGUAUCUGCUCUCUCUUAAAGCAGUUUACAAUUUACACCACGGCGCUGGAUGAAAAUGGCGGGGUUGACUGAGGAAUCAAAAGAAGCCGUGACGAUUAUCGACGAAUCUUAUGAGUUCUCUGCGCCGCACUUCUUCGAUUUCGUCAAGGGAGAAUCUGAGGAAGAUAUGCACAAAGCGGAGCUCUGGUUCGAGACAGCCCUAAGUUACGCCCCUUCUCCUUUUAUGCCUAGAAUCAAGACUGGUAGGUCCUUUAAGUUGGAGAGCGUGUGCAAUUUCAGUGAAGCAGCAGACCAAAUGCAGAAGACUGCGGAAUCAUCAGAUUCAACAUCCUCUAACUGUUCCCCGGAAAUUGAGCCCAAACCCGAGCUUGCAACUAGUGAAAUCGAAGUGGAACUGAUUCCCCAUGAGGAAAAGGAAGAAGAAAGCAAGAACCUAGCGGAUAUGAUUCGUGCUGAUAAAGACAUAUCUGAAAAGACUGAGGAGACUCCGUGUACUCGAGAAAAUGAAAGCAUUUCGGUGAAGAAAGCUUCUCUGUCUGUGGAAACUGAAUUUGAUAAUAAAGAAAACAUCAACCCUGUUGGGAGUGUUGGGACCGAGGAUUGCACUCCUAAACCACUAAUGCCAUCUAGAAGAGGAAAACAAGUGACUGAUUCAAAGCAGCAUCAUACUACUACAAAGAUCGCUAGCAUGUUAAGGAACCCGUCAGCAAAGAAGCAAACUAACCCGUUACAGUUAUCACACACCAGAGGCAUCAAACCAGCUAACGUGAAAAGGGAUAUAAGUGUGAAAAAUACUACGGGAACACCCAGUGUAGCUCAAGAAAACCAAGCCAUUAAGCGGCAGAAGCUAGAAGGAGGAAAAUCUAGACAGAUCCUUAACGUGAAACCCCAUAAUUUUCCCCACAAGACAAAAUCGGGUCUUAUAAGUAGCAGUUCCAACUUGUGUCCUUCAACUGCUCAUAAAACCGAGAAAGAGAACAGAAAGGUUUAUGUUCGAGAAAAUGCAGCACCAGUAGUACCAUUUGUUUCGACAGCUGAAAUGAUUAAGAAAUUUCAGUCAAGUACCAGAGAUUUAUCCCUGCCAUUAACCAAUACUUCUAUUUCACAUAACAAGCCCAGACUAACAUUGACAAGGCCCAAGGAACCGGAACUUGAGACAUCUCAGCGAAUCCGCUCAGUAAGAGUAAAGAGUAGUGCAGAGCUAGAGGAAGAGAUGAUGGCUAAGAUCCCAAAAUUCAAAGCUCGACCACUAAACAAGAAGAUUCUGGAAGCUCCAACUUUACCUGCAUUACAGAGAAGUGCACCCCAGCCUCCAGAAUUUCAGGAAUUUCAUUUUGAGACGAUGGCAAGAGCAAAUCAGAAUGCGGAAACAUCUUCUGUAGCUUCAACAGAAGUCUCUCGGCAGAACAAUCAAUGGAGGCCUCAUCUUACUGAACCUAAAACCCCUACGCUUCAAACAUCAUUGAGGGCUCGUCCACCCAAGGUCAAGAGCUCUUUAGAACUUGAGCACGAAGAACUUGAGAAAAUCCCCAAAUUUAAGGCAAGACCUUUGAAUAAAAAGAUAUUUGAAAGUAAAGGAGAGCUAGGGGUCUUCUGUAAUGAAAAGAAAGAAGUAACCAAGCCUCAAGAGUUCCAUUUCGCAACAAAUGAGAGAAUUCCAUUACCCGCUGCUGUUGUUGAUUUGUUUGACAAGCUUUCUUUGAACUCAGAGCCCCAUCAUGACAAUCCCCUACCACCCAGGAACACCAGGCCGAAUCCAUUCCAUCUCCAUACAGAAGAAAGAGGGGCUGAAAAGGAGAAGAAAUUUGUGAUGGAAGUAAUACAGAAGAAGUGGGAGGAAGAAAGAGCCAGGAUUCCUAAGGCAAACCCAUAUCCUUACACUACCGAUUUUCCCUUGAUUCCUCCAAGGCCAGAACCCAAGCAAUACACAAAACCAGAACCUUUCCAAUUGGAGAGCCUUGUGAGGCACGAGGAAGAAAUGCAAAGGGAAAUGGAAGAGAGGCUGAGGAUUGAGAAAGAAGAAGCCAAGAGGAGAACAUUCAAAGCACAACCAAUCCUAAAAGAAGACCCAAUCCCGGUUCCAGAGAAAGUGCGCAAACCCCUAACUACCGUUCAGGAAUUCCAUCUCCAUGUAAAUCAUCGAGCUGUGGAUAGAGCGGAGUUCGAUCAAAGAGUGAAGGAGAAGGAGAUGAUGUAUAAGAGAUACAGAGAGGAGAGUGAGGCUGCAAGAAUGAUAGAGGAAGAGAAGGCAUUGAAACAGAUGAGAAGAACAAUGGUGCCCCAUGCAAGGCCUGUACCCAGCUUCGAUCAUCCUUUUUGUCCCCAAAAAUCAACAAGAGAAAUGACUAAACCAAAGUCACCAAAUUUGCGAGUGCUCCGACGAAAAAAAGAAAGGCGAAGAAUGGAGGCGACAUGUCCCGUUGCUGCAAUUUCAAGUCCCGCUACUAACAUGAGGUGAGAUGGGGCGCAGUGGGGACUGACUGUGACUGGGUUCAAGAACGCUUGAAUUGAAACCCCUGUAAAUGGACCAGAUAAACUUGGAUAUUCUUUUAUUCAACUAUAUGUGCUGUACUUUUUUCUUUUUUCUUAGUAAUUCAAUUUUUCAGUGGAUAUCAAAUGUAAAGUUCUGAGAAUAUAAAAAUGCAAAAUUGAA